AUGGCGGACUCGUCCUCGGGAGCCCUAGUGCCGUCCGUGGUGAAGACGGAGGGCAGGAGCGCCAAUUCGGCUGGCCCUGCCGGCGGCGCCAGGGCCGAGUCGACGAAUGCUGCGGCAGGAGGAGCAGCGGCCUCGGCGGCGACUGCGGCUGCGGCGGCGGCGAUGCCGGCGGCGGAGGAGGCCGCCGGAGCAGGGAUGAGCGGGAGUGGGGUUGGAGCGGCGGCGUCCUCUGAGGAUCGCUGCGACAGGGAUCUGCUGUGCCCUAUUUGCAUGGGGAUGAUCAAGGACGCGUUCCUUUCGGCCUGCGGCCACAGUUUCUGCUACAUGUGUAUCGUGACGCACCUCAACAACAAGAACGACUGCCCCUGCUGCGGGCACUACCUCACCAGCAGCCAGCUCUACCCUAAUUUCCUCCUUAACAAGGUACGGGCGUCUUUUCCGAAAAAGCCGGCCAAUCUGGUCGUGAUAUCUUGCAUUUCUUCCGAUCUGGGUACCGGUAGCUUCAAUUCCGACGAUCCCCGGGAUUAGCCAUGGCCAAAUAUGUGCACGAUACUCCAUGUGGAAUCGAUCGAGGAGAGCCCAUCAAAUCCGUGAAGUCUUUCUGUGGGAUCUCAGUCGAAAUCGGUCAACAGCAGGGGCUGAACGUCCAACACAGCGGAAGAAAUUUACGGGUGGUCAGGGGAGAUAAUUAUUUUUAAUAAUCUCGCAGGCUGGCCUCCGGGGAAUGAGUGCGUCACUGGGCAAAUAAUUUCGACGUUGUUUAGAGCAUCCAAUGCAUUUGAGACAGGAAGAUUGCUCGGAUCUCUGGGUCUGAUAUCAAAAAAAAUCAGACUCUUUUCUAUAAUUAUCUCAAUUGAGCUCCCCUGGUUGCCAUGCAUCUAUCUCACUGAUGCUCACAUAAUCUCAAGCUGGUGAUUACAACUUUGCUCCAGUCUAUUCCCAUUCCCAUUGCUCAGAGCAUCAUAUGUACAACCUAUAUUCUCCAGUUAGGGUGUGAAUUACCAAGGGGAUGCGGUGUAGAUGAAAGUUCUUCAGAGUUUGUGUAUAUAUUUUUGGACUUGUAUUUAUUUCUAUUGUUGCUCCCAUUAUGCAGUUACUAAAGAAGACAACAGUUCAACAAAUCGCAAAACGGGCAUCCCCUGUGGAACAUCUUCGUUUGGCCUUACAGCAGGUAACUUGGCCACCUCCCACGCUCAGAUAUCUUCAUAGUCAACUCUAUAUUUAUUUAUUUAUAUAUUUAUAGUCCUUUCUGGGCAUAUUUAUUUAACUCUUAAAGAACAGUCUUGAGCUAUCAAUGCAGAGAUUCCUUGCUCAUCUCAAAAGUGAUCUGAGAAGAUGCUACUCUUUACACUUAAACUGCAUCCUUCUCAACGCCCUUGACUUUCCCUUUUUAAGAAAAUCGUACUACCUUUCCAUUAUUAAUGUUGGGGGUCUCUUAGUCGGGGGCAAAUAUAUGAUUCGUAGUUUCGGAGCUUCUUCUGUACGUUGACUUUACUCUAGAUUUAAGGUCGAUCCACCUAAAAGGCCAAUGUGGUGGGCGGCUGCCUGGUUCAGGACUUGUGGUGAUGGCAUAAUCACUUGGGUUUGCCUCCACCCAGGUAGAUAGACAUCAUGGGGAAAUCUACUCGGCUUUCAUCGUACCCAAAAAGCUGUGGUUUGAAUUACCUCAAAAAAGUUUCUUGAACAGCAGGAGCUUCCUCUGAGGAAAAUAGGGCGAUAUGGCUUUCCAAGAUAGAGAAUGAGAUUUUAGCUUUCAUCCUGGUUUUAUUCAAUAUUUGUAACUGGGAAAAUAACGGAGAAUUUCAUGAACUCAACCAAUUCAACUGAAUCGUCAUCCGAGAUUACUCAUUUGCAGAAUAGUCCACCGACCUAGAUUGGCUGUCUGGUAGUCUUAUCUUGCAUGGUUAAUGUUAUAAAUGAUCGUGAUGGUAUGGGCUGUGAGAAACUUUUCUAAUGCUUAGUACUCCUCAUAAGAUUAGGAAGCAUACUGCUGGAUAUGAGGGAGGAGCCUUCUGUGUCUAUCUCACACAAAAGAGAUGUUAGAUCUAUAAUUCCAAAUUCAGACCUUGAGAAUUCAUUUUCUGAUCCCGAGUUAAUCUUUGAUAGGCUGGCAGUGGGGGGAAUGAGCACUGUAGGUUCAAGUAUCGAAUUAUAGAUGAUGGGUUGGAAAGGAAGAAUAAUACUGAACCGGGACAAGUCAAUGCUUUUGUGAGGCUAAUGAAAUCUAGGGAGAGAUUCUGAAUCAUUUACUUCAAUAUGCCUUUUGAUUUUACAAGUCAGAUUUCUUUUCUGAUAGAUGGAAGAAAGGCUGCACAUCAGUUAUAUCCCAUUUGGGAAGUUUGGAUACGUCUCAACCAACUUAUUUAAAUAUUACUAUACGAUGAAAAGACCAUUGAAAAUGAAAGUACUUUAGAAAGAUGUUUUUGCUAGGAUCAGAAGGAUCGAGUAGAGAGUUUAUGACGUUGAAUGGGAGUUAAGGAUGAAGUCGGAAUGCUCAUAUUUCUUUUGGGUUAUGGGAACUCUGAGGCCUAAAUGUUCCAUCAGCUGACGAUUUAUUGAGCUGAUAUUCGGUGAAAACUAUUCACUAAUCAAAUAAUCAUUCCAUGUUAUAAUUUUCAGUCUUCUGCUGAGAGAUUGAGGAAGAGAUACAUCUAUAUACCUAAAAAUUUACUUCAAAGUUAUGGAAAGACUUAUGAACAGGAUUUGUAGACCUUUUCAACCAUUAACUCAAGAUGCAACAUACCCAGGUUGAGACUCCUCUCUUGGGUUGAUUAGAGAGAGAGCCGAUGAAAUUUACCUGAACCGCUUCAGAAACAGCUUAUCCCUACCUGAUCAGUAUCGGUCAUGCUAAGGCCAGUAUUUGCCUGAUUUGUGACAUUCUACUUGCAAUCCUAUUUUAACAUUCAGUGUAGCAAUGACAGUUUCUGGCAGAGGGCAACCAUAUCCCUAGUUUUGAAAGAUUUCAGACUAUGCUAAUUUCAUCCUUAUUUUGACAAAAUAAUCAUAUAUCUGUCUGGUGGUAAAUACUUCUACUACCUAGUUGAUAUUAAUAUUAUAUUGUUUCACGUUUUCAAUAGAGAAUCUCCAUGACGUUCGGUGAGUGGUUGUAGAAAAAUACCAAAGCCUUUUUUCCUGCAUUGCCCUUUGUAAGUUUUACCUCAAUAGAAUUAACUAAUGUCCUUUAAUGAAAAAUGUUCUUUGAUGCCUUCUAUUCUUGAUCAGGGAUGCGAGAUGUCUGUUAAAGAUCUUGAAGCUUUGUUGUACCUUCUGACGGAGAAGAAAAGGAAGGUGGAACAAGAAGAAGCAGAGACAAACAUGCAGAUUCUACUGGAUUUCCUGUACUGCUUGAGAAAGCAAAAGAUUGAAGAGCUAAAUGAGGUAACCUAACUGUGUGCAGAGGUUGAAUUAUAAUAUCUAGGAUUACUAUUUGUUUAUACGCACUUAAUCCAGUAUUAUGGUACAUUUCUGAAACAUUUAUGAUGAAGAAUAUUUUUCUGGUGUGGUGCAUAGUUGAAUGUUUCAUUUGGUAUUAAUUCUUUCCAAUAUCCCAGUGUUCAAUUUUGGAAAACAGGCAAUCGUGAUUAGUUUUUGAUAAUUUAUUCGCCCCAAACUCAUGCAGGUUCAAACAGAUUUACAGUACAUCAAAGAAGACAUAAAUGCUGUUGAAAGGCACAGAAUAGAAUUAUACCGAGCAAGAGAAAGAUACUCAGUGAAAUUGAGAAUGGUUAUGGAGCCUGUUCCAGCUAAACUGCAGACUUCAACAAUGGACAAGAAUACUAAUCCCCUGGUGUCCAGUUCUCGCAGUACUUAUGGUGGGGGUGGCCCUGGAAAUUUUCAGAACAAGAGAACCGAGAUGAAGCCUCAAGGCAGUUCUCAGGGUCACCAAAGGAAGGAGUUUCCCACUGGUUCAGAUGUACAUCAGUCUCCCAGUCAAUCUGGAGUUGCUGUGGCUGGGAAAAGACGAGUCCACCAACAGGUUGGUGAUUUACUUUCUGUCACGUGUUAAUGUGCCCCUUUCUCUGCAAUUAAAAUUUCGUUGUUUAGAAUUUUUCCAUAGCCUUGUUUUACUUCCUGGAAGGAAGCCGUAGACUGCUAUCAAUUGAAAUAUCGAAAUGCUUCAGAGUCUAUUGAAUUCUAUAAAAAGAUGAUUUGUUUCCUUUUAAGCCAUACGUUACAUUUCUGCUCGAAUUAGAUAGGUUUCAAGUCUUCUUGGUUUUCUCCCCGCUUUGAAAAAUUUGCCAUUGUCCUUAUCGAGCAGCUUUCAUUCAUUUUUUCUGUAGUAUGCUGGUACUGUUGCUAUCUUGAUCCGAAAACACUUGACUUUGCCGUUUAUUUGUAUCAGUACUUCAUGUGACUGGAGACAUACGUUUAUAUUAUGUGUCGUAGGUUAAGUGAAUAGCUUGAAACUUUGAAUCAUCUAUGACAUCCAGUCCUAACUCGAUGCUGUAAGAUGAAUGGCUUUUGUCCACUGAUUCAAGCCGUGUGAAGUUUGGAUGUUGUACUAUGACUGCAUGCAGCUGCAACAUACCCUGUACUAUCUAGGCUUCUCAAGCACUGAUGUUCUUUGGGCUGUAAAACGUCCAAUGUCUCAUUCCUUCUCCAAAGUUUGGGCUGUAAAAAAUUUUCGAAUCUGCCUUUGAACUAUGUCUUUCUGUGGUUUCUUUAGCUUGUAGGAGAAUCAAAAUGAAUUUCAUCACGUGAAUUCCUCAAGCUUGCUGUAAUGCAAACAAGGUUCCAGAAUCCUUGUGUUAUAUUUAUUUUCACAAUGCCGAACUGAGACUUGUCUCGCCGUGUCACGUCCGCUCCAGAGAGAUGUUCAUUCACCAUGCUUUGGACACUUACCAUUUUCCUCUUCAAUGUCCAUGUCAAACACUGCUGAUUUGAUUGCUGUAGAUCAAUUCUCCUCUGCUGAUUUGGUUUCAAACAACUCUUCCCAUGAUUGUGGCUUAUAAUGUCAGUAUGCUGCAGUUCAAUGAAUUGCAAGAUUGUUAUCUGCAAAGGAGGCGCAAUGGUGCUAGGCACAUGAUCAAGCAGGAAGACAGAGAUGUGAAUGUGAUACGAAGAGAGGGCUACAGCGCAGGGCUUGAAGAUUUUCAGUCUGUGCUCUCCACAUUUACCCGUUACAGGUUUGCCAGCCAGAACUGUUGAUUUUAAUUUGAUUUUUUUUUUUUUUAAUUCUCUGUUCUCCAUCCUAAAAUUCUCUGUUUCCUUCAGUCGCCUGCGGGUCAUUGCAGAGCUUAGACAUGGAGAUCUUUUCCACUCUGCAAAUAUUGUGUCCAGGUGAGUAAUCAGCUCGAGGUGCACUAUACAAUCAUGUCUAUCAGAACUGAAUCCUAAAAGGGUUGUGCUGGUCAAAUAGUUCAUUAAAUACUAUACAGGGCAAAUAAUCAGGCUAAAGUCAAACCCACAACUCAAUACGCUCCUGGCUCACUAGUAGUUACUGUUUUGGAAAUUAUAUGUAGUGCAUUUUUGUUUUUUUUUCCAUGAAUAGAUGGAUGGAUGGAUCCAAUAAAUCUGACGUAAAGAUUUGUCCCUUUUUCUAUAUUUGACAUUCCUUCUGGCGCAUGAGCUAAUGGUAUCUGCUCUCCUGAUGUCUCUGCAGCAUAGAGUUUGACCGUGAUGAUGAACUGUUUGCAACUGCUGGAGUUUCAAAGCGGAUUAAAGUUUUUGAAUUUUCUACGGUUAGUCUGCUUCUGAAUCUUCUACCGCAUGAAACCACCGUUGCUCCUCUAGAACGUUGACCCACCCCACAACUUCAUGUUUCCAGAUUGUGAAUGAGCCUGCGGAUGUGCACUGCCCAGUUGUGGAAAUGCCCACACGCUCUAAACUGAGCUGCCUAAGUUGGAACAAGUACACCAAGAACAUCAUCGCUAGCAGUGAUUAUGAUGGAAUAGUAACUGUUUGGGAUGUAGCCACUCGCCAGGUAUGUUAGUUCCCCCAUGCAAUACUUUUUCAUAUGACGAUGUGUCACACGAUGAUACUCGUGUUCACGAUAGAAGGCGACUUUUGUUUUGCUGUCCCCAGAGUAUAAUGGAGUAUGAAGAACAUGAGAAAAGAGCCUGGAGUGUUGACUUUUCUUCCACAGAACCGUCGAUGCUUGUGUCCGGUAGUGAUGACUGCAAGGUACAAUAUGCCAAACUUUAAAGUCAGCUGGCAAGCUGUCGACUUUUCUAGGUGCCGCAUCUUUUGUUUUCAACCCGUUGACUAUUUUCGUGAGAUGGGUUUAUCUAAUCUUCAAGGGGCUUGCGCCCACCUUUGCAUCCAGCAUUGGGCUGUCUGUGGCAUCAAUUCUCGACUAAUUGGCUUCAUUUUUUAAGCUAAUUCAGGCUCCAAGCUUACUUUUUCCUCUUGAACUCUGAAAGAUCUAUAAUCAUCUCAUAUGAUUUCACCCCCAGCCGCCCAGUAAUUCUUCUCUUCAACGAGCAGGUGAAGGUCUGGUGCACCAAGCAGGAAGCUAGCGUCUUCAACAUCGACAUGAAGGCCAACAUCUGCUGCGUCAAGUACAAUCCGGGCUCCAGCAUCCACCUGGCGGUACGACUCGGCCCGCACUGCACCCUGUUUAGAGCGUUCCUCCUCUUGAAUGGGUCUAAUUCUCCAUGGUGUUCUUCCAGAUCGGCUCGGCCGACCACCAUAUCCACUACUACGACUUGAGGAACAUCAGCGCCCCGCUCCAUGUCUUCAAGGGUCACCGGAAGGCUGUUUCCUACGUGAAGUUCUUGUCGACCAGUGAGCUUGCGUCUGCGUCGACGGAUAGCACCUUGCGGCUGUGGGAUGUGAAGGACAAUUGCCCGGUAUGUUUGCAUGCAUGCAUGCAUCCGCUGAUGAAGCAUUUAUUGCCGUUGACUUUGCUGAGUGUUGAUCCUCAAAAAAAGGAAAAAGGGUUUUUUUCCCCGGCUUUCUUCGGAUAUUUUUCUGCAAAAGAAAGUAUUUUUCUCGGCCGGUGGGAUCGUCAACGGAAGAGUGAUGGUGCUGCGCUUCCUGCUCAGGUGAGGGCAUUCAAAGGCCACACGAAUGAGAAGAACUUUGUCGGCCUCACGGUGAUCAACGACUACAUCGCCUGCGGCAGCGAGACCAACGAAGUCUUCGUCUACCACAAGGUCAACCCCCCUACCUCUUUCCAACCACCAACUGUAAAUUUCCUCUUUUUUUCUGUUUUUGGCAUCGUUGACCUGGGUGGGUGGGCUUGCAGGCGAUUUCAAAGCCGGCCGCCUGGCACAGAUUUAGCUCCUCUGAGAUGGAGGAUGCAGAGGACGAUGCCGGCUCUUACUUCAUCAGCGCCGUCUGUUGGAAGAGCGACAGCCCAACGAUGCUGGCCGCCAACAGCCAGGGGACCAUUAAGGUGCUUGUUCUUGCAGCUUGA
Messenger RNA from Spirodela intermedia, 7360 nucleotides. The record is from the annotation of a GenBank genome assembly. Lineage: Eukaryota; Viridiplantae; Streptophyta; Magnoliopsida; Alismatales; Araceae.